This is a messenger RNA of Hyposmocoma kahamanoa, 5814 nucleotides long. RefSeq names its product disks large homolog 5 (gene Dlg5). NCBI's taxonomy places the organism in Eukaryota, Metazoa, Arthropoda, Insecta, Lepidoptera, Cosmopterigidae. The coding region runs from base 244 to 5670 and encodes 1808 amino acids. Gene Ontology annotation, molecular function: protein binding. The record is from RefSeq and is a predicted model, not a curated record. The transcript has 26 exons.
UAGUCAAUAUGUCCGUCCGUCAUUUGCUUCGCUAAAAAAGGCAGAAACGGGAAAUGUUGGCAAAUUAGCGACGAUAAAUUCUUAUUAUCUUUUUAUUUUACUAAUUUACGCUUUGCUUUGUGCCAAAUUGUGUAAACCGUGGCGUGGAUCUUCUUAGAUGUGAUAUUUUGGUGUUAAAUUCGAUUACAUCUGGUACGCGAGAAAAUGGAUGCUUGUUCUUAAUUCAAAAGUUUCAGACAUACUAUGGCAUCUGGAACAUCAUCAUUGGAGAGUAAUGGCAGUAAUGAGUCCAUCACCCACAACUAUGUAAGCACAGAGCGUCACAAUCCUCCACCGCUACCAACCAUCCCGAUUCCAAUAGAGUAUGACCACAUAACGACCAAUCAAUAUCACGAUAAGAACUACAAGAGCCAUGGGUCCCACGCCAUGAGCGGCCCUUACGAGGGGCUUUCCUAUGACGUCAUAAAUAAACAGACCAAUGAGAGCUUGAAGCAGCAAUGCGAGAAGGCGAUGCACGAGUUGAACCAGUUAAGACGACAACAUUCGGAAACUUCGCGACGUUGUGAUCAUGUUAUGAAGGAAUUGGAAUACGUCCGCGGACAGCACCGCGCCGCCAUGAAUCAGCUGGAGGUGUCUGCGCAGGAGGCUAGCAGUCUGCGCGGCAAGUACGGCGAUCUACUCAACGACAACCAACGCCUGGAACGUGAAGUUCAACACCUGCAGCAAACCACAAGCCCGGACGGUAACUCUGACGCCCUGGUACACACUUUGAGGAAACACGAGGCACUAAAGGAGGAGCUCGAGUGUUACCAGAAGCGAUAUGAGGACCUGAUCGAGAAUCACAAUGCUACACAGGAGAAAUUGCAGAUUUUGCAAGAAGAGAACGCCAGACUGAAGACGCAAUGUCACGAUUUGACACAAGAAAGAAAUGUCGUGAUCCGCGAACGCAACGCGCUGAAGCAGCAGGUGGCCAGCAUGGUGCGGCAGUGGGAGGUGCCGCGCCACCAGGCCGACAUCAAGCGCCUCACCGACGAGCGCAACGCCGCCAUGCAGGAGUACUCGCUCAUCAUGAGCGAGAGGGACACAGUGCAUAAGGAAAUGGAGAAGUUGUCGGAUGAUCUCCAGGCGGCGCUGAAGCGUGUCGCCGCCCUCGAGUCUGCACUGCAAGCCUCCAGGGAGGAACAGAGAGCGACUGCCUUGCAGGCGGAGAGUCUGCGGCGCGAGAUCGAGUGCGCAUUGGUGGACCGCGACCGAGCCAUCAAGGAGUGUUCAGACCUCAAGACGCCCAUCAACAACACCACCAACCAUAAGUCCCGACAAGACAACUCUGCGUACCACCACUUGGGAUUAACGAGCGGCGUCGGCAACGAUGCCUUCCUCAACGGACAGUCCAACGACCCCUCGCUCGAUAAGCUGCAAGGCGGGGGGUCCAGCGCGAGCAAGGAGCGCGUGGAGACUCUGGAGCAGGCCAACCAGGAGCUGGAGAGGCUGUGCAAGGUCGUGCAGAGGCUGCACCACGACCUCGCCGACGCGCAGCAGGAGGCAGAGGUGUCCAAACGAAGAAGAGACUGGGCGUUCUCGGAGCGAGACAAGCUUCUUCAAGAACGAGAGAGCGUCAAAGCUCUGUGCAAUAGACUGAGAAAGGAGCGCGACCAGAUGGUGGGCGAGCUGGCCGAGGCGCGGCGCAGCUGCAAGAAGGGCGACGCGGGCGCCGACGCCGCCAGGGCCAAGGCGCUGGCGCACUCGCACGCGCACCACGCCGACCUGGACCUGCAGGAUUACGAAUGGGAUAUAAUAGACGUGGAGCUGAACGGCCUGAGCAAGGACGGGGACCUCGGCUUCGAGCUGUCGGGGGGCAGGGAGGAACCCUACUACCCCAACGACUGCAGCAUCUACGUCACUGCCGUCAAGAAGGGAUCUGUAGUCGAGGGAAAGAUCAAAGUGCUGGACCGCGUGAAGGAGGCGUGCGGCGUGUCGGUGUGGGCCAGCGGGCAGGCGGCGGCGUCGGCGCUGCGCGCGGCGCUGCAGCACGGCGCCGGCGCCGCCUCGCUGCGCCUGCAGCGCGCCAAGGCCAAGCGCACCAUCGUGCGCCUGCCCGACCCGCACGGCGUGUCGCUGCACCACGGUGUCUUCAUCAGCAAGAUCGCGUGCGGCAGCGUCGCGGCCAAGGAGGGCACCGUCUUCGUCGGCGACCGCGUCGUCAGCAUCAACAACAGGUCGCUGGAAGGCAUCAAGAGCGCGUCGGAGGCGAUGGUGCUCCUCAACGACUGCCAGUACGACUCCGUCGUGUUGACGGUGCUGCGGCCGCUCUAUCCGUGCUGUGAUACUCGAGAUAGUCGGCUUUCGAUGUACGACCAAUCGUACAGCGACAACAAGAUGGUGAACAUUUGCUCGCAGACCGAAGAGACGUAUGGUCAAUUCGUGCCGCCGCCACCUGACGCCAAGGUUCACAUUGACCAUGGAGUGCCAGACUUUGACCGGCGGUACGUGUACCACGUGGCGGCCGGUAGCCAGGGCAAGAUACACCAGGAGAGAGGUGCAUGGGACAUGAUACGCGGCACGAUCGAAGCUGUCACCGGUAGGAGCAAAUCGAAGGACAAACAGAAUAAGGUGCCAGAAUCGGAUGCUAUAGCUGAGCUGGAUUCAGUUAUUGACAGCUAUCAUGGCAAAACCGCCAAAGAAACGAGUAGCGUCCUAAAACGCUCUCGUAGAAAGAAUAAAGAGUCACAAAAUGACUCCAAGAACGGAGGAACAUGGCCAAAAGCACGAGCCAACUUUAUUCUAGAAGAGAAUUCAACUGGGACAAUCGUCCAGCCCAGGGCAAGGAAGGAACGUCCCCCAUUAUCAAUUCUACUGAGUCCUCCAACAAAACUGCCUCCUGAACCACAGCGAUCUAACACAAACAGAAACUCAAACCCAAUACCUCUCGGGCAUUCCCCUUUAACUCAAGUCACUGCACCAGCCAGACAUUCUGUAUACAAGUCUAUUGAGUCAUCUCCAGCUAUCGAGCACUUCCCAAAACCUGCACCACUUACUAUUCAUAACCCUUUCGCAUCACCAAACAACUUCGAGAAGAUCAGAACCUUAGAAAAGGACAAAAUGUCGAUGAGUGAUUACGAACACGAUAUGGCCCCCAAUCGUCUUAGCUUAGUUCUCAAUCCUUCAGAUGAUUCCUUGGAUUAUCAACCAGUGACUAGAAAUAGAAAUAAAAGCCCACAUUCUUUAGAUUUCAACGUGAAUAAAGGGCCGAGCUCUCUUGAUUUUGUGACUCGAAAAUCGCCCAGUUCAUUAGAUCAUUCUAUGAAAAACCACCCCGGAAAAGACAUAUUGGAACAGUACUAUUCAAAAAAGGCAUCAUCCCCAAAAACAGUAAAUAAAUAUCCAUCAGAUAGUGACAGUUUCGGGCCUGAGAGUUUGAAUAGCAACGCUAACUUCCCAAUGACUGGAACCUUGCCUUCGCAGUCAAGACUUCAAUCUCAGUAUUACAGAGGCCCGUUCGUCAACUCAAAUCCUCACACAUCGAGAUAUCCGCACCUUGCUAGUCCCACAAAUAUACCACAAAGUCAAUCCGGAGAAAGUAUUGGAACGAGUUACGAAAUGCAUUCAUUCACUUCGCAUACGCACAAUAUGUCAGAUUUACAGUCGGUUCCAAGAGCGAAUAGAGCUGAUUAUCCUCAUGCAUAUGAAGGUGGAACAUUUCCACGAAAAAAGGAAAACCAGAGGUUUCGGAUUCCGUCCAAUCCUAGUGUGACUUCUAAGAAUUCUGCUGGGAAACUUAGCACUGGAUCCAUCGAAAGAAGUUCAGAAAGAAACUCUCCAAUGCCGACAUUUCAUGUGGAAGUCUUAAGUCCGGGUCGUGGAGCCAAGCCAAUACACAAAGGAACAAGGAAUUCUAUGCCAGAAUACUGUGGUCUUGGUUGGAAUAAACCUUUGCCGGGGGAACUAAGAAGAGUUCACAUUGAUAAAAGUCAGCAACCUCUUGGGAUACAAAUCUGCUGUCCACCGAGUGGAGGCGGAGUUUUCGUAUCUACCGUUUACGACAAUUCUUUAGCUAGCCAAGUUGGGCUAGAAAUAGGCGAUCAGUUGCUGGAGGUUUGUGGGAUCAAUAUGAGAUCAGCGACGUAUAGCUUGGCAGCUAGUGUACUGAGACAGAUAGGAAACUCCAUAACGAUGCUCGUGCAAUACAGUCCCGAGAAGUACAAGGAUGAAGUCGAAGUUCCUGGCAGCUCGUCGUCUGGGGAUAGUUCUCACGAUGAAGAAGUAUCUUUAUCCGGUUCGCCGACACCGAGGAAUUCUCCAGGACCCCAGCAGUCUUUGAGGUUGGAGGCUCCUGCGAACGAACAGACGAUGAAUGCCACACUUAGUAGACAGUCGAGAGAAACCAACAAAGACUUACCGAGGUUCUUGUUAAUAGAAAUGCGGAAUCGUUCAGACCUUGGCAUAAGUCUUGUGGGAGGAAACGCCGUGGGGAUCUUUGUACAUAGUGUCCAGAUAGAGUCUCCUGCGUAUAUAGCCGGCCUGCGCACUGGAGAUCAGAUCUUGGAGUACAAUAAUGUGGACUUGAGGCGCGCAACUGCUGAACAGGCUGCUUUGGAGUUGGCUAAACCCGCGGAUAAGGUGAGCGUUUUAGUCCGUCACGAUCUUCAAGAGUACCACAAAAUAAAAGACAAGCCCGGCGACGCGUUCUUCAUCCGCGCGGGCUUCGACCGAUGUGCCAAGAUCACCUCUAUUGGCGUGGACACCAUAGACGAAUAUUCUCUAUGGUUCCGCAAAGACGAAGUGUUGUUCGUGGACAACACUUUGUACAACGGUGCACCCGGGUUGUGGCGUGCGUGGCAACUUGAUGGUAGGGGUGUAAAACGACAUUGGGGAACAAUACCUAGCAAAUUCAAGGUGGAAGAGGUGCUCCGGCGGUCGACGGGCACGCUGGAGAGCGAGGCGCAGCGGCGCGCGUCCACGACGGCGCGGCGCUCGUUCUUCCGGCGCAAGAAGCACCGCGACAGCAAGGAGCUGGCCUCCUUCUCCAACACCGAGCUGGGCUGCUGGAGCGACUCGGGCACGCUGGCCGACGACGUGCCGCUGCUGUCGUACCAGCGCGUGGAGCGGCUGGACUACGGCAACCACCGGCCCGUGGUGGUGCUGGGCCCGCUGUGGGAGUGCGUGGCCGCCAAGCUGGUGUCGGACUGGCCGUACGUGUUCGGGCGCGUGCGCAGCGAGCCCGUGGCCGUGUGCGGCGCCGCGCCGGCGCUGCAGCGCGGCACGCACCUGGAGCCGCGCCCGCGCCGCGACUCCACGCACUUCGACUGCAUCCCGCUGCAGGCCGUCCGGGAGAUGGCGGAGAAGGGCAUCCACUGCAUCCUGGACAUAAGUGUAGCGACAAUCGAGAAGCUCCACAAACAGCAAAUAUACCCAAUAGUCCUAUUUAUAAAGUUCAAAUCGUUCAAGCAGAUCAAAGAGGUGAAAGACACGAGGUACCCGGCUGAUAAAGUGUCUGCAAAGGCGGCUAAAGAGAUGUAUGAGCAUGGACUUAAAGUUGAAAAUGAGUACAGGAGUUAUAUUUCAGCUGAAAUUCCCGCCGGCGUGAACAUCGCAUACAUGUGCACACAAAUCAAGGAAGCGGUCGAAGAGGAGCAGAACAAAACCUUAUGGGUACCUUCCGUGCAGGCCUGACCCCUGCCCCCCACUCCGCCUUCCCCAAAAAUACCUCCUUCUCCACCCAGAAACAAAUCCGUCACCUUCUGCUCCCACUGCAAACAUGGCAACAAAGAAAACAAUGAAUCGGAUGUCGAUGUCAGAUACUACUCAGAUCCAGGC